GAAGUGGUAUUUAAUUUGUUUUGGUGGUACGACAGGGUGCCACAAUGUCAGCCCAGUGCAGGGAAAAACUGCUUAUUUUAUACCGACGGUAUCAAAGCUAUGUUACGAAGAACCCAGCCUCCACGGCGCAGCUCGAAAGCACUGUCAGGACACUGUCUUACUUAAUUGCCGGGCGGUUCGCUGAUUCCCAUGAACUCUCAGAACUAGUGUAUUCGGCCUCCAACCUGCUAGUGCUGUUGAACGAUGGGAUUUUGCGGAAAGGACUGUGUAGAAGCCAGCCUAUGUCUGUAUCCCAGCAGAAGCUCCUGACGUGGCUCACUGUGCUGGAAUAUGUGGAGGUCUUCACUGAGAUGGGGGCUGCGAAGCUCUGGGGAGAAAGAUGCCGCUGGAUAGUCAUCAUUCUCAUUCAGCUUGCAAAGGCAGUCCUGAGGAUCCUUCUGGUGUUUUGGUACAAAGCUGGAAUCCAGACGUCUCCUCCCAUCAGUCCUCUUGACAGAGAGACGCAGCUCAGCUGCAAAGAAGGUGAAGGUGAAGCCCUGUCUGAAGAGCCAGCUUUUGUUGGGCAGCGCUCUGGAAGGGUCAUGAGGUCGCUCAGCAGCACCCCAGCUUUCCAGUCCAGGCACUGGGGUACACCUCAGCAUGAUAACCCACCCAGGAGACCAGAGGAAGAACUUCUCCAGCCCCCUACCCCACUCGGAUUACAAGAGACCAUUGCAGAGUCUCUGUUCAUUGCACGCCCUCUUGUCCACUUGCUUGGUCUUGGUGUUUGUGGAAGUAGAUCCUGGAAGCCGUGGAUCAUUUCCGGGAUCCUGGAUAUUACCAAUUUGAGUUUAAUGAACGACACAAAGAGACUGAACCGAAGAGAGCGGGCAGAGAUGAGACGCAGAGCAUUGCUCCUCCUCUACUACCUGCUGAGAUCUCCCUUCUACGACACAUACUCUCAGACAAAAAUCAUGUUUUUGCUGCGUUUAUUGGCUGACUAUGUCCCAGGAGUUGGGCUAGUAGCACGUCCUCUGCUGGAUUACUUGCCUGUGUGGCAGAAAGUUUACUUUUACAACUGGGGGUGAAUGGAGAACUGCAUGAACUGUGAUCCAUUACAAACCAGCUGUGGAAGCAGAAGGAGGAAUUGGAGACUCAUUGAAACCAGCAGUGCCAGUUUUAAAAAGAUUGUUAAAAGAUCUGACAUGAAGUGUCAGGUUUUUAAAUGAAUAUAAUUCAGGCUUGGAGAACUCUCUGUUAAUUUUUCUAAUUUAAGAAACUUUUUUUUUUUUUUUUGGUUUUGGUGGUGGUGGACCCUUUUAAUUAUUUUGGGUACUCCAUCCUCGUUAUGACAGGGUAUCAUUCAGAAAUACAUGUUAAUAAUCUGUCUCCUUUUCUAAUGCAGUGUUUCAAAAGUUGCACACGUUAUUUUUAGAGGUUGUUGGAUGUUUGCUUUCCCAAUGUUUGGAUAGGCUUAUUGUUUUAUGCCCCUCCAAGGGGAUGAGACUGCCUUUCCCGUGGUGACCGCGUUCUGCUCAUUCUUUCUCGAACAAUCUGACUUCCUUUUCAUGAGAAAACUGUCCAGUAUAUCAAAUCCCGGAGGUACUGCAAGUGAAACUCUUCUGAUGGAGUAUUUGUGUGACUGUUGAGAGGCUUGGAGCAAUACAAUCUUUUACAAUGUAUGUAAAUAUUCUGAAUGACAAAUGAUUUUCUUAUUGUUUUUAUUGAGAAGGAUAAUUUACCCUUUUCUUGAAGGCUAAAAAAAAUAAUAAGGAUUGUUUUGUAUGUCACUGUUGUAGGCACAGCUGAACUGUGGUGAAAUUAUUGGAGAUGACUCUUCCAAUAACCACUUCAUCUCACAGCAGGAGGACAUUUAGAAAUUAUGAGACAUAUCUAGUGUAUGUCACCAUAUUAAUAAGAACUAGCUGGGAAAUUGUUGAAAUGGGAUGGUUUUUCACUAUGUGAAAACUGUAUAAUUACCUUUUGUUAAUAAAUCCUGAAUCCAAAAAAGGAAUGCAUUCUUUAAAUGUACAUGCAUGCUGAGAGAGUCUUGGGAGUAUUACAAAAUCACAUGUAAUUCUCUAUGUAAAUUAUUUGCUGUAUCCUGUAAUUUGCAACUUUCUUUGACAAGGACGCUAAUGUGCUUUCAAGAAAAAAAAGGAAGACAAGUUUGCCUUUUAAUUUGUGUUGUCAUGUUUAUUUUUGUAGGAGAUUGGGGUUUGAGAACGUGUUGAGUGGGUAAUCUACUUACAGUGGAUUUUAAUAUCCAUGGUUUUAUUUAUUCAUAUCCAUUCUAUUGUCUUUGCCCUUUAAAACUUGACCGCUUGAUUGAUUAUUUUACUGACUUUGAUUAAUUUUUAUUGCAGUUAUUCAAAUAUUGUGUUAUUUUGACAUUUUGAUAUUUCUGUGUUGAGAUGCCGAGGUUCAGGAGUCUGAUCUGUUCUAGUUGCUUACCUUUGUCACAAUGCCCAUAACUGUGCACUAGAGACAUACUAUGCUGUAUAGAGCAAUGAAUACUGUAUACAUUUUUGGUGACUCGGAAUAACCUUUAAUCUCCAGUAUUGCUUAAAAAGUAUCAAUUUUUUUUAAUUUCAGCAAUAAGCAAAUGUUGUAGUAGAUACUUAGUUUUGCUUCAUAUUGUGCCUUUUUGAAUUGUCCUUUCAACCUUAUUACAAUCUCAAACCCUG
Messenger RNA from Polyodon spathula (Mississippi paddlefish), 2666 nucleotides. RefSeq names its product peroxisomal membrane protein PEX16-like. The record is from RefSeq and is a predicted model, not a curated record. The coding region runs from base 45 to 1067 and encodes 340 amino acids. The transcript is spliced from 11 exons. Gene Ontology annotation, cellular component: peroxisomal membrane. Gene Ontology annotation, biological process: peroxisome organization. NCBI's taxonomy places the organism in Eukaryota, Metazoa, Chordata, Actinopteri, Acipenseriformes, Polyodontidae.